GACGUUGAGAGAGAGGUUAUUGUCCUGGCACGUUGCCAUGUUGCCAAGACGCUGACCUCCUCUCUGUAGGCGGUCUCAUCGUUGUUGGAGAUGAGACCCAGGAUGGUGGUGUCGUCUGCAAACUUAAAGAUGGCAUUGGAGCUGCGUGUGGCCACACAGUCGUGCGUGAACAGGGUGUACAGGAGGGGACUGAGUACGCAGCCCUGAGGGGCUCCGGUGCUCAGGGUCAGUGCAGAAGAGGUGAGGUUUAGCCCAUCAGCUUCAAGUUUUGAAUGAUUGUACAUUCAGAGAUGCCCUUCUGCACAUCACUGUUGUUAUUUGUCCAUUUGUGGCCUUUCUGUUAGCUUGAAAAAGUCUAUCCAUUCUCCUGUGACCUCUGUCAUUAAUAGGUUUUUUUCAGUCACAGAACUGCAACUUACUGGAUUUAUUUAUUUAUUAAUUUUUUUUAUCGCAUUUCUCUAAACAUCAAUCAUACCACAAUUAAACCACGCGAUUCGCUGUUUGGAAGAGCAGCCUAUUUGCGUUAAUGAGCAGGUGUAGCCUACCUAAUAAAGUGGCCGACGAGUGUACGCAGUUCAAACACUCAAUUUUUUUCAAGCCUGCCUGACACAUAGCGCCAAGGGAAAGAGUCUGGGAGGAGCAAACCAUCCUUCCAAUAUAAGGACGUAUUUCCUCCAUCAAAUGUAACCUCUUCACAGUUUGUCUGACAACGAAAUAAAAUUUCAAAGAAGUUUGGAAGGGCUCCAAGCAAACGCAUAGACAAUAAAGCUCCAUUGAUAAUUUCUAACAGCUUCAUACGGGCGCUGCGUUUAAGACGUAGUAAGGACAGAAGAAACAAGUAUUUUACCAAACUUUAAAAAUGACGCUUGAGCCGUUGCGGUCGGCGAUGACCUUUGAAAAUGUGGAAGACACAUCACUCGCUCUGCCAUCGGAUACCAACCUGAGGUCUGGACAGCAACGUGUCCUGGACCAAGUUCACACCAUCAAGCGAGGUCGCUCAAAGAAAAGUGGAUCACUUUCGCCUACAAGUCCUCAGAACAACGCUGAGGUCAGCGAGUUUCGUUCCUUCAGGUUCACCCCAGCCAAGCUCAAUGGAACGAUCUACUCCAGGAGUAAUUCCAUUGCAACAGCUGGGUUCGUCAGAACGGGCACCCAAGUCCAGCAGAACCGCACAAUGUCCGCGAAGAGCCUGAGCCGAAGGCACGCCAGCAGCUCCAGCCAAUGGGAGCAGCGCUUCACGCCCGCCGGCCCCUCCAACGGCUUCGUCAUCCCCACCCCCGGCGCGCUGCACCCCAGCCGCAGCGACCCGGAGCUGGGGGCCCAGGUCGCCGUGGCGCGCGCCAAGACCCGCGGCACCAUGCAGGCCCGGUCCAACCGGGCCAGCAUGUACACCGUCGCCAACGGCAACGGCAACGGUUUCUUCGCUGCUUCUAAUAGCGCCACGCAGUUUAUCGCUGGCCCGGUCCGCGCGGUCCGACCGCCCUCUGCCCUGUCCAAUGGCGAGAUCAAGAUGGCGACGGCCAAGGCCACCAAGAGCGAGAACAUUGUGACGACCGAUGGGGGAAGCAUCCCGGAUAUCACCAUGAAAGAGGCAGUGGAAUUUCUGUCCAGCGCGCAGGACAGCUACCAGCUCCGGGGAGCGUCCUACAUCCAGCACAGCACCUUCAAGGAGGACAGGGCCAAACAGGAAGUGUACCAGCUGAACGGGAUCCCCGCCCUGGUCAGCCUGCUGCAGAGCUCCAACGGGCAGGUCCAGCAGACCGCCGCGGCCGCGCUGAGGAACGCGGUCUUCCGGCACGCCGCCAACAAGCAGGAGGUGCACCGCUGCGGCGGCAUCGCCGACGCCCUGGCCCUGCUGCCGAACACCAGCUCCACCGAGACGCAGAAGCAGCUGUCAGGGCUGCUGUGGAACCUGUCGUCUGCGGACGGCCUGAAGCCGGACCUGAUCAAGAGCGCCCUGCCCGUCCUCACCGAGAACAUCGUGGUCCCCUUCACCUGCUGGUCCGAAGGCUGCGCCUCCAACAACGUCGACCCCGAGGUCUUCUACAACGCCACCGGCUGCCUGCGAAACUUGAGCUGUGCGAAGGAGGCUGAAAGGCAGGCCAUGCGUACCUGUCGCGGCCUGAUCGACUCCCUGGUCACCUACGUCCAGUCCUGCGUUUCUGAAGACAACCCCGAUGACAAGUCGGUGGAAAACUGCAUGUGCAUCCUGCACAACCUCACGUACCAGGUGGAGGUGGAGGCCCCGGAGUACUUCAGCCAAUUUACGGCGGCGUCCCAGCCGCCCGCCAGGAGCACCGCCGCCAAGAAGUCCUCCCCCAUCAGCUGCUUCAGCCCCAAGAGCAGCAAGCUCGAGCAGGAGAACGUCUUCAACUUCCCAUUGCUGGAGGACAGUAACCCCAAAGGCCUGGGAUGGCUCUUCCACUCCAAAACCAUGCAGACGUACCUGUCCCUCCUGGGCAGCAGCCAGAAAGACGCCACGCUGGAGGCCUGCGCCGGGGCCCUGCAGAACCUUACUGCCAACAAGGGAACCGUGUCCACGGUGAUGAGCCAGACCAUCGUGCACAAGCUGAACGGCCUGCCCGAGAUCAUCCCGCUGCUGCAGUCCUCCAGCCCCAGCCUGCAGAAGACCGCCGUCUCCCUCGUGGGAAACCUGUCCCGCAACCCCAGCCUCCAGAAGCUUCUGGCCCGGCAAGUUCUCCCCCAGCUGACCGGCAUACUGAGUUCCGGAACCCCCGACAAGGCGGAUUCGGACGAGUACCUGGCGACGGGGUGCAACACGGUCCACAGCCUUCUGAAGGCGGAGCCUGACAUGGGCAAGAAAGUGCUGAACUACACGCUGGUCAACUCGCUGAGUGACAUCAGCAAUAAUGGGUACUUUCCGAAAUCUAGCAAAGCAGCUGCUCUCUUACUUUAUGGGCUCUGGGCAGAAAAGGAUAUCCAAAGUUUCCUUAAAAAGCAAGGGAUGAACAAGAGUACCUUUGUGAACGACAUUACCACAUUAGCCCACAAAUCUGCCCAGGUCAUUGAAUAAAGUCAUUUCUGAGAUACUGUUGGAAAAAAGGUACAUCCUUCAAAUUGAGCAGAUCCCUGCACCCUCUCUUACACGCUUGCAACAGGCCUUGGAAAUAAUGCGUUUUUGCACGUUUCUCUGGUUCUUUGAAAAUACCUUUUUGUGGGUUGAUUUUGUAGCAGCUUACCAAAGGUGAAUUUACGUGUUAUUCAGUGUAUUAGAGAAAUUAAUAAAGACAUACAUUUCCAUCAUUGAAAUGUUGACUACAUUAGUCUCUUGUAAAAGGUGGAGACCUAAAUUUAGACAUCCCAGGGAUCUGGAGACAUUGUAAUGCUGCAUGUAAAAUAUUUUUCAACGUUUUUUGUUUCCUUUUUUGUGAAUUCAAUUAAAAAAUGCUUUUUUUUUUUUCUUUAAAUAACAAAAGCAGUUUUACAAAUGUUAACAAAUAAACAAAACUCGUUUUUUUAUUAAAGUGUUGACAGGAUAUCUCUCACUGGCUAGUUAAUUUGAAACUGCAGGAAGAGAAUACCAUAUUUGUGUAGUAUGGUAAAGCAGUGCUCUUAAUAGUACCAAUUUGUUUUGGCAUACUUGGGUCCAUUCUCCAGUGUUAGAAAUUAAUCUGAGGAAUACUUUGGGUGUCUUAAAUGAAAUUGAUGAGUCGUGUGGAGAAAGAGCUAGAAAGUUGAUUGAAUGAAUCCAUUGAUGAAGAUGUAAAUAUGUCAAUUUGAAGAUGCCGAAGAGGUAUUUUUUAUUUUGUGCUUUGGAAAGCUUAUUUUACCAUAUGAUGGUGUGUAAGUUGUGGGGUUCUCAGUAUAAAACACUGUACUCGCACGGUGGUGUAAAUGUGGAAUGUGUGGAUUUGUAUCGCGUAAAAAUAUAAAGAAAACCAUUACUUUCUUACUACGAAACUGAAAUUUAAUUCAAGAGAUAGGGCACUAUGCAUAAGCUGUACUCUUGUGUACAUUCUGAAUGCUGUAUUUGUGUUUUAAGGUUCACACUGUUGAAUUUUCAUAUUGUGGUUUUUCAGUUUUCUCUGUACUUUCACUCAAAUAGAUUAAGCAUGCAUGGGCAAGAAGUACAAAUGAAUGCUUAGAGCUAAGUUAAUUUCCUUGGGUAUCAAUUUGAUGCUUUGUAAAAAGUCUGUUCAUUGUGUUCAUUAGAUUUAGGAUUGUUACAAACCCAUGACUGUUAAGAUAAGCUGAAGUUUUAAGUGCUUAACUAAUUGAUAACCAUCUUGUAGCCAGUAUGCAUAUCUUUGCGCUUUGAGCUAGAUUGAUGAGGUCUGAAAUCUUCCCCCAGUCACAGAGAACUGCCACGUUCUUCAGGUCUAGUGUCCACCAAGAUUUGGGCCAGUUUUAUUUCAAUUCAGUCAAACCAGCACAUUAAUUCAAACGUUACGAUUCCAUUGGAAAACACCAUAAAAUAUUAUAAAAACAUUUUCGAUCCAUGAAUUGAAUUUCAGAAUUUAAGUACAGCUGAGCCCAAGCGGAUUUGAUUUCAGGUAAUCAGGAAAUCUGAAGGACUACUGGGCUUGUUCGUUCCUCCUGAGGUGCGUUCAAAUUCGGCGAACAGAGGCGAGCGUUCGCGGCGAACACGUUUUCUUUGAACGGUUAAAUUUCAACGGCUUUUUAAGAACGUUCCAAAUUGUUUGCAUUAAACAUAAACAGACAUGGCGACGAGAGCGUUUGUAGGCUACUCGCAGCCACUUCUGUGAAAUACCCAUCUGCGAGCACAUUUCCCUCGGUCCAGCGUCCAUUUUUGUUCAGCGCAAACUACCUUUUUAGACCGCUCGCUUAUGUUUGCAAACGUUUGCGGCGAACACAAAGCUAACGGAAAAAAGUUUGAAAGAGUUUGCAAAAGUUCGCCUUGUUCACUGAAUUUGAAUGCACUGAUUUCUAUGAAACGUAACACUGCUACCUUUGACAUUUCUCUGCUGUGUUUGUGUGUGUGACUGUGUUAAGCGUCUUUUCAUGCCACUUGACCUUUCAUUAAUGCUAAUGUGUUUGAUUGGACGACCUUCAUCCGUUUGGAAAACUGAAAGAGUACGCAACUCUCAUGGAUUGCGGUGCUGCAACUCUGAGCUGUAUAGAAGUGAUUGUAAUGAAACUCAGAUAUAUAUAUAAUUGUAUAUACUGUGUGCGCUUUGUGACUAGACAGAAUAAACAUGGAUUCCUUUAAAA
Molecule: messenger RNA, 5193 nt
Organism: Anguilla anguilla (European eel)
Lineage: Eukaryota; Metazoa; Chordata; Actinopteri; Anguilliformes; Anguillidae
Gene: pkp1a
Product: plakophilin-1
Exons: 14
Coding region: 860-3034 (724 amino acids)
Biological process (GO): cell-cell adhesion; intermediate filament bundle assembly; cell-cell junction assembly
Cellular component (GO): plasma membrane; nucleus; cytoplasm
Molecular function (GO): cadherin binding
Source: RefSeq, a predicted model, not a curated record